GGGCAUGUUUCUGAGGUAAGAUAUUACGAUGCGCCUUGCUCGACAAUGCAUUUUAUGUGUGCUGGCUUUAUAUGCACUCCUGACCGCGCUAGGACAACUGCCGUCCUGCGUACUUGCGGAAAAACAUGGUGGUGAAGUGACGUACGCAGAUCUGGAUUUAGACAAAACAAGAGGAAGAACGCCUGUUCCUCCGCGAGGUGAUCAAACGAUUUACACAUCGAUCAGAAAGAACUCGUCCCGACGGAUCAAGAGGUCGGAGGCAUUUCGUCGACCACGAUCACCACCGCGUGGUAAUAAAGCACCCAGACCACCACCACGAACAACAUCGCUUUCCAAUGCAAGCAAGCCUAUUCGAACGCCACGCCGACACAGAUCACCAUACCAAGGCCGUUAA
Molecule: messenger RNA, 394 nt
Organism: Rhipicephalus sanguineus (brown dog tick)
Lineage: Eukaryota; Metazoa; Arthropoda; Arachnida; Ixodida; Ixodidae
Exons: 5
Coding region: 29-394 (121 amino acids)
Source: RefSeq, a predicted model, not a curated record